AUGGUUUACAGUUAUAGUCAGUCCGGAUCGGGCGUUCGGUCAGCCGAGACUACUUGUGCCAAGCGUUAAGCUCCACAAUCGAUUCCGAUUUGUCGAGCCGGUGUAUUAAACGCGACGUCGCUUAUACGCGCAUACACGCGCGAUCGCAUCGAGACGAGAGAGUUUAAGAGUGAAGUGUCGUCGUCGUCGUCGUCGUCAUCACCGUCGUCGUCGUCGUCGUCGUCGUAGUCUGUCCACCCCUGUCGACGUUUCUCUACUUUGGCCACGCAACAAGCAUCGUUCUUAUCCAAGGAUCGUACGUUCAUUCUCGGCCUCGACGAUAUCGCUACAGUUGCACCGUGUGGCCGUGCAACUUUUUUUCAAACGAACGAGUUCAACCUGGACCACCGAAACUCUCUGUGAAACUUGACGAAAUCGAAUCGAGCACAAUUAACGAUAGUGCCUUCCUCCGCUGGCAAUCGAAGGUAAUUUCAUCGGAUGCCCGAGAGAUCCAGCUGGGAAUCCCCGAAAGAAACUCGAAGCACGAGUUAUUGAUCAACUCUGGCCGCAAGCGACAGGCAGAAGAGGAGGAGAAGGAUUCGUUGGACGGAGGAACCUGAAUGACGGGAUAAAACUUGUGUCGGUCGAAGCGAUAAGGAAAAGUGUCGUGUGUUAAAACAAUUUGGAGCGAAUAAGAAGCAAAGAGGAAAUAUUUUUUCGUGAAAGAAGAAAACGUAAUUAAAAGGAAACGCAAGAAUAAUCGAGAAUUUAUAUAAAGUGUCAAUUGGAAAGUGUCGAUUGUUCUGCGUGGAAAUAGGAAUAUAAUAGAAUUGAUAUAUUUAAGAAGAUUAGCAAACGGGAUAAUAAACGGAUUCUUCGAGUUCGUCGAAGGAGAAAGCAUCGAUUUUCAUCGAAUUCGAGUGUCGUAGAGAACGAGAGCUGGUUUCUUCCAUGGACGCGCGUCGAAGAUAAUCGAACGCACCUCAGCCAGGACCGCCGACAUCCAAGGGGGUCCAAAGCGUAACUUUCCUCAGGAUAAUGCGAAGCCUGGAGAGGUUAUCGGGUAGCGAUCAAGACUGCGAUCAGGAGAUGUAUAUCGACCUAGACGACGCUUCCGUCGAUUCGCUUACCGGAAAACGAAGUCGCCACCAUGUCGUUGGCGCGGAGGUGGGUGAGGAGAGUGACAGUAGUGGCAGCGAGAGGAGCCCGAAACAAGCGAAAAGAAGAAAUCGCGGAGGACCACCGACGACGAGAAGACGAAAAAGUGGAAUUUCUGCGCGGGAAAGGAACCUGAGGAGGCUCGAGAGCAACGAGAGAGAAAGAAUGAGAAUGCAUUCCCUAAAUGACGCUUUCGAGCAACUACGCGAAGUGAUACCACACGUAAAAAUGGAAAGGAAACUCAGCAAAAUAGAGACGCUUACGUUGGCCAAGAAUUACAUAAUGGCCCUGACAAACGUCAUAUGUGAAAUGCGUGGCGAGGAGCAACCGUAUACAUUCGUCGAUGGCGAGUGUGGCUCUAGCAGCGGCGACAGCACAGGCCAAUUAGAAUUAAGUGGCGGUGAACAACCGGAAGAAGCAUCUCCAGCAUCGAUGCACGAAACUAACAACAAUAGCCUACUUCAUGAAGAUUUAGAGCGCAGGAUACCGUAGCUGGCCCAAUUGCGUGCGAAAAUGAUCGAUCCUCGUUGACAAAUCUCAGUUCGAUGAAGCUAAACUUCGUUUUAAGGCUGUCUUCUGGUAACGAACCGUGAAGAAAAAAAGAAUCGGCCAUGAAUCUUAAAGCUUCGUAAAUUAAAAGGAGUAAAAAAGAAAAGAGAAAUCCAUAGAUAACGACAGUGACAAGAAAAGAAAAAAAGAAAAAGAAGAAAAGAAAAGAAGGCUUCAUCGAACCUAAGUAAAAGAGGAACGGGAAAGCUAAGAGAGAAUCAUCGUCGUCGAAACGAUCGUGUUAAAUAGCCACUCGAGAUUUAUCGAAGAAGAUGCAAUUCGGCUUUUACGAAAUGAUCCGUCCAAGGUCGACCUCUGGAGAUCUUUCGAAGGCCAACAAGGUGCGAGGAUGACAGAAAAAGAAAAAAAGACUGACUUCACGGCCAGUCCGGCUGCAGAAUUCUCUGCUUCUUCGUCUCUUUUUUUUCUUUUCUCUUUGUCGCGAACUUUUUCUCCUCCUUUUUCCGGUGACAUCGGCCCGUUACCUUGAAACACCUCGAUCUUUCGACCACAAGCGACACCGAUGCAAAGUGGCUGAGACUAUAUCGAUUGUCACGGAUCCGUACCAUCGUUGUGCCCAUUUUCAAUGUAUUAAUCACGUGCCAAAGGUAUCCGAACAGAAACGAGGAACGAGCAAACAUCGAGAUAGUUUAGUUGGUUCGAAACGAUCGAAAGAAAUAGAAAGGGAGCGAGCUUACUGCUCUCCUUGAGAUUCGCGAUUGUUUGAAAGAAGAUAAUUCGAGAGAAGAUUGGAAGAUUCGCACGAUGCUUGGCUGGAAUUUGAAGGAUUUCGAGGUCGACGCCGUAAGAUCGGAUCGCAUCGACAACGAUAAACGAUCAGAUUGCGACUCGAUGAAAAAUAAAAAGAUAUAAAGUGUGAGAAACUGUGAUAGAAUUUCGUAUUAGAACCUCGUUGCACAUCGUGCAGCACGCGACACUGUGCUAAAUACUUUUUUGUUUCUUUGUGGUAAUCGUCUACGGGCUGCAAGUUGAAUAGAAACCGAUGGGGACGUUCGUCAGGCCGGAACGGGCCGGAACGAGCCAUCUCCGGAAGAGACGAUCGAAACAGGACGACACACGACAGCCGUUGACCGCUGCAGAGCAACAACGAACGAAAAAGAUGGAAGUGACCGCGGUAAAAAAAAAAAAUAUAUAUUCGGUUCGUUUAACGCGGUUUACGCAUCAAACGGAACGCACCGCUUCGAAAGUUAAAAUAUUUCCUUUAAAACUCUCUGUUACUACUGCCAAAUGAUUUUGAUCGGAACGUAAUGACGUUUAAAAAUUCCAAAUGAGAAAUUUUAAGCGAUUCUCGUGUCAAUAACUAUGCAAGUGGGUAAAUUGUUAAUAGAAAUAAAAAUGACAAGAGGAGAAUGAUAUUAGUGGUAGUAACAGUAAGAGAAUAGUAACGAAAAUAAUAUACGAAAAAGCAAAGGGCUCCGUUUAAUGUCUGAAUCGAGUAGAAAGAAAUGGGCGUAAGUAUAUCUGAAGACACGGACUUCGAAAAAUAACGCGUACCUUAGACAUAUACAUAUUACAUAUAUAUAUAUUAAUAUAUACGUGUGUUGAUAUUAGCACGUUGGUGAUUAAUGCGAUGUAUAUUAAUCACGAAUGUGAUAAUAUAAUAAUUUACUGUAUUAUCUCGAGAACGGGGACCAGAGACAUCGACUUAAGUUACCAGAUCUCGCUGAAAGGCGAGAUACACACGCUUCGACUAGCUUCGUACGAUCGACUCCACGAAGUUUGCGCUUCUCUCUUCGGUAAAAGAGCGGGCGAUGCAUUUAAUCGAUAAUGUUCACGGUCGAUGCACGAAACUAGUCGCGCACGAUUUUCAUCUUUCGCUUUAAACUCGAGGAUGUUUCCUUCUCUUUUUUCUUUUAUUUCUUUUUUUUUUUUGUACUUGUCUCCUUUUCUUACUUUUUUUUUUAGCGAUUCGAGCGCCAACAGUCGCUUCCUUUCGACGUUUUUCGUACGAUUACUGUUCGAUUGCGCGUAAAGUGGUCGUCGUGCAUAGCUGAAUUCUAUGCGUUGAAGUUAACGAAUAGGUUUCACGACCAAGUGAAAGUAAAAUUAGCGAAGGUGAACGAAUUUAACGAGAAUCCGGAUGUUACGCGUACGUCUGAAAAUUGUGAUACUUGCCUUGCGCUGAAAUCAGCGUUUCUACCGAAAAAAAUGAAAAGAAGAAUUAGAAAUUUAUAGAUAGUCCUCGUGACUCGUGCAGUCUGGAUUUUUCAAAACUGUUAGAAAGUUUCAAACGUGAGCUGCGUCUUCUCGUAAAAUGACUUGGACGUUUCGUCAGUAUUCCAAUUGACCUGAUCAGAGGUCCGAUUGUCAAAUUAAAACUGCAUUCUUGGACCUCUGACGAGGUUGAAUAUAAUUCGAGUGAAACGUUGACAUUACUUCGUAUAAAAGAAAAUCAAGCUACAUACAUAUGUCUAAGAAUUUGUGUCAGUUUUAACUACUUAAUAUAUAAAUUUGUGAUGUUACGAAUGGCCUGAAUAUAUUAGAGAAUUAUAGCAGUGUCUAAUAAAAAUUUCACUGUUUCUACCGUUAAAACUGUCGGAUCGUCUUCCUUUUAUUAAUGCUUGAUUUGAAAGUUUCGUAAAUAUUUCUUCCUUAACUUUCUACGAAACUAAUAGCUCUCCUGAUGUAAAGGAAAAGAAAACGCGACUACUCUAAUUGUUACGAUAUAGUAUGUACUUCGAUCUAUAGAUUAUAUUACGAUGCCUAAAUCAUGCACGAAAGAAUGUUAUAAAAGAGUGAUAUCGCUCUGUCGAAAUUUAAAUACAAACGAACUUUAUAUUUGUGUGUGUGAAGCUUCCAGCUCUGUUUGACGUAAUAUACGAUUACUAUAUAAGAAAGUGAUAUGCAUGUUAAAUCCUUAGUAAUUAAUAGUGUCGCUAUGAUUUUCAUUUAACAUAUUGACCGAGCACGAAACAUUCGAAAAGAGAAAAGCAGAAAUAGUUUAAAUAUUUCAUCGUAUCGCAUCACCACUUUUAUAUUGUUUCCUUGAUUUUCCUCAUUUUUAACUAUAAUAGAAAAAAUUAUACGUUUCGAGAGCAUCGAUCAUAUCCACUUAAUAAUGGUUUUCAAGGAUAUACGCGAUUAAGUACCAUAAGAUACGAGUAAAUAUAAAAAAGAAGAAUGUAUAUAUAGGUACUUGAGUUAUGUUUCUAUGUAGUAUAUAUUAUGUAUAUGUACACACAUACGCAAAAUUAUCUAUAACAUAAUUAUAUAUAUAUAUGUUAUAUAUAAUUAUAUUAUAUAUAUAUAUAUAUGUAUGUAUGAAAAUAUAUUUUCUAAACGAAAGAGUUUUAUAAGUGACCAUAUUCUGCAUACGCAUUUGCGUGCAGUCGUGUGUAUACACGCACAGCGGUUGUGCGUUUGUACAUGUAUCGUUGAAAGAAAAAGAACGUAAGAAACAAUAUAUGCAUAUGUAGAUAUGUAUACAAAUGUAACGGAGUAUAUAUUAUGUACAUUGUAUUCGAUUCAAAAGUGCACAAUCACUUAUUUCUUGGUCUACCGAAUAAAAAGUUUUAUCGAAGAUCUAAUUUAAAAAAUGAAAGUAGUAGAACGGUAGAAAAUUUAAUAUUCUUUUUUAAUUUCUAUAGACUUAAAGAGUCAGUCUUUUAUCUCGUUUAAUAACUAUCUGCAUUUUUAUUGUAAUCAUAAUUAUCUGCAGAUAUCGGAUCUAAAGAAAAAAAAUUUAGUCGUAGUCGAAAGAAAUCGAAAACGAAUUUCUCUCUUUCUCUCUCUCUCUCUCUCUCUCUCUCUCUUCUUCUUCUUCUUCUUCUCCCUCUACUUUGUUCAUCUAUAACCGCAAUACUUACAAAACUACCAAAAAUCUAAAUUUCUCUUUAAACUCGGAGAGAAAGAAUCUCUACGAAUUCAAUUCUCCAAUCAAUGUGAACUAACUUGAUAUUUCAAAUAAUUUAGAUCGUGCAUGGAUAUUGCCAUUAAAAUCGGGGCUAUUAAAUUAGAUACUAUUAGAAUAGUACCUAAAAAUUAUUUAUCACUCUAUGUAAUUAAUUUAGCAUAAAUCUUCACGCGAUACUAAUUUUACGAAUCAAUGAUUACAUAAAAUUGUUCAGGAUUGAAAAACUGUAUGAGAUUAAUGAAAAAUAUCGAUGGCAGCUAAUAAUCAAAAAAAUUGUUCGAUUUCAUCGUUACAUUUUCAUACUGGAAAGUUUUUCCUCUCGCGAGUAUGUUUGUUAUAUCUACGACAUCUAAGAAAUAAUUGAAUGUGUACGACUAAUCCGGAUGUAAUGUACAAACACAGAAAGGCACGUACGUGCACGAAGAGUUUGCGCACACGUAUAUAAGCAUACGAUUAAAUAAUGGACACGAACGUCGCGAGAAACGGAAAUAUAUUGUCUUACAAUGAUGAGUCUCAAAUGCGGGAACUUCCUUUCGUAUGUAAGAAACAAAAUGAAAUUAUCGCGAAUUGAUAUUUUUCGUUUAGGAUACGUAUGAAUGCUAACUCUUCUCUACUUCCUUUCUUUCUUGCGUUUUUGUUCGUUGAAAAAAUCCCAGAAAGAACCAAUAUAUAUGUAUAUCGUGCAAUCUUAAAACCGAAUUUAACGUUAACGAUAGAAAGUAUGAAGAAGUUCCACGCCAUAUUUUUCAUGGUUCUCUAAAUGUAAUUGUGCUCUUUCGAAGGAAUAUAACGAUCGAAGCUAACGGUGAUACACAUUUACCAUCCAUUACAAUUUCAUACUCACGAUCAGAAUUGCGUAAUUCAAGAGAAAAAAAACAUAUUCCUAUGCCACAUAUUAGAUUAUAUUGCGCACCAUAUUAUUGUUAUCGCUAUGAUUACUCUACGAUUUGUAUUAUUAUUAUUAAUUAUUAUUAUUAUUAAUAUAAUUAUUAAUAUUAUUAAUAUUUUAUUGCUGUAGUUUAAUGUCACGUUAGUACAAUUCUUGUCAUUUCGAGUCGAUCGGCGCACAUACGCGAACUCUUUGUAUCAUGAUGAACAUGGAUCAUGAUAUUAUUUAUCGUUAACAAUGAAAGGAACUGAGUAAAAAUAGUAUUUGCAAUAGAAAGUAAUCACGCGCAAAAUUUCCUGUGCUUCUCAUUCGAUAAUCGAUACAUCGUAUUUUCUUGAAAAUUGAUCGUAACUGAACAUACGAAUCGACCGUCAUUUCUUCCUGUUUCUAUUCCGAAUGCUAUUUUGUUCGGGUCUGAUAACGAGUUACAGAAUUUUACUAGCGUACGUACAUAGACGAACGAGGGGAAAAUUUUGUGAAUACGGUAACAAAUAGAUGAUACGUUGAUCGAAUAUUACACGCAAAGCAUAAUAUACUUGUAUGUAGAUACUAAAGGAAUUUUUCGAAACAUAUUCUCCCUCGAUCGAACAACCACUAUUCAUCUAACAUUUCAACACGCAUAAAAUACGCGCUCAUAUGUCUUGCGAUAUAAAACGGUAUGCAAACGAACUUUUAAGCGAAUCAGUCUCGUUCGUUAAUAUUACUAAGGUACUUAAUUUCUGAAAAUAACAGGGUGCAAUUUUCUACGGCAUGUAUUCAUCUUUUAAUGUUCUAAAUGGAACUUCCUUGAUUUUGUACACGAAGAAGAAAAGGAUUAUUUUAUAGUCAGACGAAAGAAAUUUUGACGAAACUUGGAAAUAGCUAUGAAGAAAAGAAUUUGAAGUUUCUAGCGUCGAUUUUGUUUGACAUAAAUAUGUAAAUCUCACCAUUGAAACGCGAAAUGGAAUAUAUGGGCAAAA
Messenger RNA from Bombus impatiens (common eastern bumble bee), 7408 nucleotides. RefSeq names its product class A basic helix-loop-helix protein 15-like. NCBI's taxonomy places the organism in Eukaryota, Metazoa, Arthropoda, Insecta, Hymenoptera, Apidae. Gene Ontology annotation, molecular function: protein dimerization activity. The coding region runs from base 1018 to 1629 and encodes 203 amino acids. The transcript is spliced from 6 exons. The record is from RefSeq and is a predicted model, not a curated record.